This is a messenger RNA of Pelobates cultripes (western spadefoot toad), 519 nucleotides long. NCBI's taxonomy places the organism in Eukaryota, Metazoa, Chordata, Amphibia, Anura, Pelobatidae. The record is from the annotation of a GenBank genome assembly.
AUGGAUGACACGGGAGAACGGAUAAAACCAUUGCCAGUCACUACAGACAAACAAACUACAAUGCAAACAUUCCAAAAUGGACAACCCACCCAUUUUAUCCGCACAGGUCCUUUAGCACACAAACCUUUCAGUAUACCACCUGACACCUGGCGCCUCAUAUUCAAACAAAUACAUGGUUCUUCCCGAAACACAACAACUCAAGAGGGAAAUUACAAAAGGUUAACCAGGUGGCACUACACACCAUCGAAACUAAAAUCACUUUUCCCUACAACCUCUAGCCACUGCUGGAGGUGCCAUGAUCCCGAAGGCCACACCACACACAUUUGGUGGACAUGUCCAGUUAUCAGCAAUUACUGGAAACGUCUACAUAGCCUAAUACAGACCACUCUAUACAUAUACAUCCCAUUUACGCCAAUAUCUUUCCUGUUCCUGACAUGCCCCCAAACAACAAACAAAUUGAAAGCAGUCCUACUCACGCACUUAUUAUCUGCUGCAAACCAACUCAUCCCUACUUUAUGA